AUGUGGUCUGGAUUCAACUUGCAAAAGGCCCAAGAGCAGGCCAAACAGCAGGCGGGCUGGUCCAUGACCAUUACGAAAAAUCUCACCGCAAUACAGGAAACGGACUUGAAGUCGAAAGGAGUGACGGCGCCGGAUAUGCCCUUCAUCCCAGCGCUCAGGAUCAUCAAGGUCGCUACGCAGACUGCAGAAGAUCCAAGUGAUCGUGGCAAGAUCGGCAAUGACCGUUUCUCCUGGGUGAACGAGUCGCAUGAACCGCAUCUUACAGAGAUAUCACGCUAUGGGGAGGGACUGAUACCCUAUCCGAAUACGAAUUACACGUGGCGUGGUACCGUGGAGCAACUCCAUACCCACGUGACUAGAUUGCGUGCAAAGCGACAGAAGCUCGCUCGGGAGGCUGAGCUACUGUGGCAGUGGUUGGCCAAAAGGGAAGCAGAUAUGUACAGUAUUCCAAUGCAGCCGAUGGGCGAAGGCGAUGAACGCCUCGCCGCUCGUCGAUAUAUUGAGGUGCUCGGGAACACGCAUCAGAAGGUCUGGAACCGGAUCUCCCAAUGUGAUUGGAUGAUUGCCGAUGCACAGAAACGUGUUACGCAGCUCCAAGCAUCAGAUGGACUGGCAAACGACAAUGAUGCUCCCCCAACAAGCACUGCACCUAAAGCAGAGAAUGUGAGAGCUGAGCUAUCUCUUCCCCUACUCCGAGACCAGCCUAAAUACAAUGAGCAGUGGCAGCAGCAAUGUCAAGCUGAAAAAGAAGCCUUCGAGAAGUUGCAGAAGGGCAUGGCCAAGAAGACUGAGCAGAUGACUGGAUUCUGGCAGGCGCUAGUAUCACCGAAGGAGCAGGACAACGACAUGGUUCGUGGGCUCGUUGCCAAGACUCUCAAGCAGAAAGAGAAAACGUUGGAUGCGGCGAUGUUCGAUGUCGCGAUUAUGCGAAAGAUCAUUCAGGAUGCGGAGUAG
Messenger RNA from Recurvomyces mirabilis, 954 nucleotides. RefSeq lists its product as uncharacterized. The transcript has a single exon. The record is from RefSeq and is a predicted model, not a curated record. Bases 1 to 954 code for a protein of 317 amino acids. Lineage: Eukaryota; Fungi; Ascomycota; Dothideomycetes; Mycosphaerellales; Teratosphaeriaceae.